This is a messenger RNA of Beta vulgaris subsp. vulgaris (sugar beet), 3602 nucleotides long. RefSeq lists its product as uncharacterized. Gene Ontology annotation, molecular function: Hsp90 protein binding; telomeric repeat DNA binding. Bases 124 to 3177 code for a protein of 1017 amino acids. Gene Ontology annotation, cellular component: cytosol. Gene Ontology annotation, biological process: telomere maintenance via telomerase; protein stabilization. Lineage: Eukaryota; Viridiplantae; Streptophyta; Magnoliopsida; Caryophyllales; Amaranthaceae. The record is from RefSeq and is a predicted model, not a curated record. The transcript has 13 exons.
GAAAAAAUCAACUCUACUCAAAAAGGUCAAUUACAAAAUGACCAUGUUUUAUUAGUUUGUUUGAGGUUUGAUGUUUCUCCUGUACAAAAACGAAAAGAGUAACAGCAGAGAAAUUUGAGUACAAUGGCGACGGAGGGAAAAUUGAAGACGAGUGAAGUGGAGACCCAACUCCUCCAAAAGGUCUCCGACACUAUCUCCGCCAUCACAACUGCUAAACACGUCGACGACGUCGUUUUAGCUCUUCAUUCCCUCUCUCUACUCAUUUUUCCCAUUGAUACUUCUUCCCUUUCAGGGGUCAUUUCACAGAAAUACAGAAAUCAGCUCAAUGAAGCGGAAGUUGCCUCUUCGAGCGAGGGGAGGAAUCAGCGGUGGGAAGUCUUCUAUAAAGGAAUUUCUUUUCCUACAUUAGCUCGAUUUUUGAUUCAUGAUGUUGCUUCCAAUUGGCUAUCUUGCUUCCCUCUGACAGCGAGGAAAUUGGUUUAUGAUGUAUUUUUUGUGAAGGGUUUCAUUAUUGAAGUUGUUCAAGCCUUGGUUCCUUCUUUAGACCACAAUGCUAAUGCUGCAAGAUCAAAUGCUGAAAGAUUAGUUGAACUCUGCUUGUUAGAAGAUGAAGGUGCACUUCAGCUGGCUAAGGAACUUGGUGUUUACCAAUCUGAAGAUACCGUUGGCUCUUUUGUCAAUCCGAUAGUGUCUAGAGUGGCUCAGCUUGUCGCAUCUGUUCCUGACAAGAUACGGCUAGGAGCUCCUAAAUCUCUUUCUUCUCAUUUAUUCUUCAAGAGCGUCGCUACUCAGCUUCUGUAUGGAGCAGAAGAAAUAAGCUGCAAGUUACAUGGUAAAGAAGUUUUAUUUCGUGGCACUGAUGUGGAUGGUACCUUCCAGUUUGUUGCAGAAAUGCUUACUCGGAUUUGUCGGCGUGGAUCAGCUGACUUGCUAAUAAAUGAGGUGAUUCCACGAAUUCAUCGACAUGUACAAAACUUUUUAAUGUCCCAUAAGGGCACAAUCACUGAGAACAGUUUCAAGUCAGACCCCAGCUUUCAGUUCUGGUUCUUAAUGAUCGAAAUAAUUAAAGAUACAUAUGUCGUGGAGAAAAUGACUGAGGAAAUCUUGCAUCAGCUGGUAGUUAAAUGUGCAAACGACACUGAAGCAUAUUGGAUAUUAUGGAUACUGUUUCAUCGGUCAUUCCAACAUCAAACAACAGUCAGGCUCAUGUUUGUUGAGAAAUUUUUAUUCUUGAAAGUAUUUCCUCUCUGUUGCUUGAGAUGGAUACUUCAGUUUGCUGUUUUUGGUUGCGCUUCUGAUGAUGGCAAGUUGAAAAAGUGUGAAAACAAUAAUGUAUUGUUGGAAACUAUCCAACGGGCUGUACCAGUGUGGUCCAAACGAGAAUUUGUGCAAUCGGCUCCGUUGGAGCAACAAGUGUAUGUAACUGCUGUAGUAGGUCUUUUGCUGGAGAAUAUGUCAAAGGAAGAGCUAGACUCGACUAAAAGUGUUAUGCGCUCAAUUCUUGAAGGAGUUAGCUGUAGACUGGAGAACCCUGAUGACUUAGUCAGAAAAAUGGCUAGCAAUAUCGCACUUGUUUUUUCAAAGGUAGUUGACCCAAAAAAUCCUCUUUACCUUGAUGAUAGCUGCAGAGAAGAAACUAUAGACUGGGAGUUUGGAUUGGCCUCCUCAAAUGGUGCUUUGGCUACUAGAGAUAGAACCUCCAAGAACUUGGAGCAUACAGAAACAAUUGAUAAUGUUGUGCAAAUGACAGAAUUAGACCAUGGAGAUACCCCUGAGAGAGGAAGCAAGUUGAAUCCUGGUAAAAAGAAAGCUUUAAAGUAUAAGUUGGUUGAUCCUGAUGAGAUUAUUGAUCCAGCAUCAUUCAACGAUGAGUCUCUCCCUGGUGAAGAGGAGGAUGACAACACAAGUGAAGAUUCUGAAGCGUCAAGCGACUCAUCUUUACAACCUUAUGACUUGACAGAUGAUGACACUGAUCUUAAAAAGAGGAUCUCUCAGUUGGUGGAUGUCGCGGGGGCCCUUAGAAAACCUGACGACGCUGAUGGAGUGGAAAGUGCUCUUGAUGUUGCUGAAAAGCUUGUACGUGCAUCACCUGAUGAACUACGGCAUGUAGCCAGUGAUCUAGUGAGAACACUAGUACAAGUUCGUUGCGCUGAUAUAGUGUUAGAAGGAGAGGAAGAAUCAGCUGAAGAAAAAAGACAGAAGGCACUUGUCGCAUUGCUUGUGAUGUGUCCCUUUGAAUCUUUAACUGCUAUAAACAAGCUUUUAUAUUCUCCUCAUUUGGAUGUGAGCCAACGCAUCAUGAUUCUUGAUGUCAUGACAGAUGCAGCCCAGGAGCUUGCUAAAGCUAAAACCCUUGUCCAGAAAAGGCGGUCUAAACCUCUGAUAUCAUCCUCAUCUGAACCUCAACCCUGGUUCUUGCCAAGUAGCAAAGGGAUGCCUGGAGCUGGAUCUUGGAAAGAGAUUCCAGAUACACUUUCUUUCUCUCCAUUGAAUCUGACCAGCCGCUUUGAGAGAGAACUUCCUUCAAAACCUGGUGAAAUGAAAGGAAAAACACGACGAUGGGGUCAUAAACCAACAAAUUUGCAGGCUACUGAGAUCGACUGGUCCCAGAACAAAUUUCCUCUUUAUGCAGCAGCAUUUAUGCUUCCUGCAAUGCAAGGUUUUGAUAAGAAAAGUCAUGGAGUUGACUUGCUCGGAAGGGAUUUCCUCAUUUUGGGUAAACUUAUCUAUAUGCUUGGAGUCUGUAUCAGAUGCACUGCUCUUCAUCCAGAAGCAUCUGCCUUGGCUCCCCCACUUCUGGACAUGCUGAGCACAAGGGAGUUAUGCCAGCACAAGGAACCAUUUGUUAGAAGAUCGGUACUCUUUGCUGCAUCUUGCUCUCUAACGGCACUUCACCCUUCAUUCAUAGCAUCUGCAAUAAUUGAAGGGAAUGAGGAAGUUUGUAGAGGACUUGAAUGGGUUCGGACAUGGGCACUUCAAUUAGCCAAAUCAGACACUGAUAGAGAGUGUUGUACGAUGGCCAUGGCAUGUCUUCAGCUUCAUGCAGAGGUGUCUCUCCAAGCUUCCCGAGCUCUAGAAUCUGCUGAAAGUAGUACACAAAAGAGCAUCGGGCUUCCGUCUAAUCUGUCAAAGGGGGUUAUCAGAAUUCCUGGAUCAAACAGUUUAUUUCUUAGUUAAUUGGGUUUUGAUAUUGGUAAACCAUACAUUCUGUACAGUUAGGCCGUGUUGUAGUCGAUGAGAAUUUCUAUCACCCCCGAGCCCUGAUGUACUUAUCUGGAGGGACGCCCAAAUUUGUUCAUUUGAAGCUCCUUAAGUGAGUAUAAUUACUGUAAAUACAAAAAAAGAACAUUAAUUACUGUUAAAAGAAAGUGCAUAAGUGAGCCUUGGGGGUACGUAGGGUGUGUAAAGGAGGUGUUCACUACUGAUAGUCUGAUAUCCGCAACUAGCCGGCUAUGAGAAUUUACCCCGUAGUUUGCUACUAAAGAGGUGGUUAGAAGUUACUCAGAAGUAUUUUAUAGGUUAUUAGCCUGUUUCUUGGAAUAAUAUUGACAUACACAUUGUGAAACUGAUGGUAAAAUUGAUAUGUAGUCUUUUUUAUGGAA